UUUCGUACAGAUUUCUAAGACUAGCUUUACCUAAGCCUAACAGGAAAAUAAAUCGAUAAAUUAAAAUGUAGUCCUAGUCUAGAUCUUUAAUCGAAAAACAAUAACAAAGCAUGGAGCCAACUCCAGUAGAUGCACUUCGAGUUAGCCAGUUAGAUACAUCAGAACUUGACCAGGAAUUAGUGAGGUUAACCAAAUCUCAUAUUGCUCAGCUAUUUAAAUAUCACACGACAGCCUUUUUGACUCGAUUUGAUCCAGAAAUACAAGCUGGCAUAAAAUUAUUGCUUUGGAAGUUUGCUCUCUAUGACAGUGGCUCAACAGUUGGUCAAAAGAUUUUAGGAAUCAAAUAUUUCACAAAGUACAGGGACAAGUCAUGGAUUGCAAUUACAGGGAGAGAGAAAAUAUUAUAUGGCCUCUUGGUAAUUAUCUUCCCUUGGCUGAAGGAGCGUCUGUCUACAUUGUUAUAUUACUUGGGCCUAUCCAAUGUGGACUCCACAGUCUCAUGGUGGGUUCAGCAGAUAGAAACUGUGUUUAAAGUGUCUGCAUUCAUUAACCUCUUGGUUUUCUUACGCCAAGGUGUGUAUCUAACUCUGUUAGAGAGAUUGCUUGGGAUCAGAGCAAAGUUUCCACAACAGCAAGGGCUUAGACAGGUUGGCUUUGAGUUUAUGACCAGAGAGCUCAUGUGGCAUGGCUUUUCAGAAUUUCUUUUUUUUCUCCUGCCCUUAAUAAACUUUCAAAGAAUAAAGAACACAUUGAAUCGCUGGGUGAGAGGCCAAAGCUCCAGCACCAAAGGUCACUUACAACAACGAACACAUACAGACCUGACAUCCUGUGCAAUUUGUGAGGACUGGCCAGUGAUGCCCAGGGAGAUUGGCUGUAGACAUGUCUUCUGUUACUACUGUAUACAAGCAAACUUUUUAGCUGAUCCCAAUUUCACAUGUCCCCUGUGUGGUCAUCCUGUGGUCAGUGAAGACAGCAUUCAGACUGUGAAGGCCCACAUUAACCCAGAAAGAAACACAAGCUCAUGAAAAGUGUUGGAAAUAUUUUAUCGUGGCAUACUUCUCAGACAUGCAGGCUGGCACUAAGUGCCUUCCUGUUCAAACUUGCUGGUGUUAUUAAAACAUUGUUAAUGAGCAUGACCUUUUUUUGUUAUAUUAUGAACAAAAUUUGUGCCUAUUUGUAAGCAAAGUUUUUGGUUUGUUACUCAGUCUAUGCACACCAGAUCCUGACAGAGGUGACAAUGGCUGGUCCUUUGAUCAGUCAGCGGCACAACAUGGCCUAAAUUGUGCCGAUGUGCAAAAAUCCAAAAUAUCAGAUGUCCUAUUGAUCAAUCAGCUAUAAAGUAUGCCUUCUUUAGAUUUAACAUGGUUUGUAAUAAGAAAAAAAAAAUUGUAGCUGAAUUUUGUGAUCUAUGCACUGUUUUUUUUAUUAUUUUUUUUUUACUGAUUUAAAAGUAAGUGGGUUAGCUUUCUACAUUUUAUGUGACCAUUGUACUAAGUUGCUAGUUUGAGAUUAUCAUUAUCCUCUUUUCACAUGACAAAUUAAGACCUACAUAAAUUAGCAAGAUUGAAACUCAAUGUUGUUUUUUUGUACUGAACCACCAUUCAUCAUCUUAAUUAUUAGAGAAUCUUUUUUUUUUAAAGUUAGUCUCUGUUCUCCAUCAUUUUCAUUCCUUUAGACAUUUUGUGUUGUUGCUGCAAUCAAAGGUUAAAUAAGUUUUUUUGUUUUGAAUCAAAGAUUCAAAGAAUCAGCAUAACAUUCACAAAAUGGACCAAACAAAAUUAUAUAUAUAUGUGUGUGUGUGUAAUGUAUUACUGCCACUAACUUGUUACUAUGAAUAAAAUUUGUAAAUUAGAGCUGAUGUAAAUAUCAUUAUUUCAACAUUUGAGCAAACUUGCCCACUUAAUGUAAAAAUACAUAAAAAUGUUUGUAUUGAAAAUUUAUUGAAAAAAAAAAUGUGGAUAAAUAUUUGUUUGUCAAACUAAAAAUAUUUGUUAGAUCUCAAGUUUAACACACACAAUCAAACGGAAAGUUAAAUGUGAAGGGAGAUAAUGCAAGAAAAUAAAAUGUAUUUCCAAGUUUAAUAGUUUUAAUUAUAAAAUUGCACAUGUUCUACAUACUAGUUUAUUAUCAUUUACUAGUUUAAUUGAAUAUCCAUUUGAGGAAUUUAGGCCUUUCUAUUACUUUAUGAACUAUUUGAAUCCACUUUUGUGGCUUUCUUUACUAGAUAAACAAAUGUAUUUACCAUGUAAAUAAUAACAUAUAACCCAAUAAAUUUUAAAUUAUUUAGUAAAACUUCACUCUGAAUAGAAUGGUUCUAAUGGUGGAUUAUACUUGCUAAUGAAAUACAUCUUUAGAAAACUCUUGCAUUUUUUUUUUUAUCCUUUUGCUGCACUUGGUGAUAUGUUCAUUUAAAUGCACAGGAAAAAUUUUACUGUUAAAGUUAAAAGUUUGGUUGUAAAUUUUUUUUUACAAAUGUACUCAAAAAGAAUUGAUUGUUGAUCAUGUUUUUUGUUACAUGUUACUGUAAAUGUGAUGUAAGUUAGUUUCAAAGAUCUUAAGGUUGAUGUAACUAUUUUUAAUAAAUACACUUAACAGAUUGUUCAAAUGACUUCCCUUGGUCUUGAAAUUCAAUAAAUAGUUUCAACCUAUUAUAAUUUUAUUUUAUUGAUUAAGUUUUAAAAAAUCAUUUUGACUCUGUUCUUUAAUGUAUGACAGUGGUUCUUAAUAUUUUAAAAUUUAAUACCCAAUAGAAAGACCAAUGUUGAUAAUAGUUUUGUUAAUGCAUUUUAUGUUUGUAAUUAAUAUUUUGUCUUGAAACCAUAAGGUAUCUCUACUAUUCAAUUAUUGCAUUCCAGACUCUAAUCCAUUUGAAAUAAUUAUGAAUUUUAAACCUGACAUUCACAUCUCAUCACUAACAAUUCUCUAGUAUCAAAAUGUAGGACAAGUAAAGUUUUUUAAAGAAGUAAAAGUGUAAAAAGAGAAAA
Molecule: messenger RNA, 2984 nt
Organism: Biomphalaria glabrata
Lineage: Eukaryota; Metazoa; Mollusca; Gastropoda; Planorbidae
Product: peroxisome biogenesis factor 2-like
Exons: 8
Coding region: 111-1025 (304 amino acids)
Biological process (GO): protein import into peroxisome matrix
Cellular component (GO): peroxisomal membrane
Molecular function (GO): zinc ion binding
Source: RefSeq, a predicted model, not a curated record